CUCAGCGUUGCGAUGUAAGUGUAGUGUUGUGAUGUUACAUAUGAAAGUUGACACAGUGCGGUUGACUACAGUGUCAGGAGAAUAAAUAAUGCGUUUCUGACCGGAAGGAGCCCUCAAAGGGAGGAGAAAGGAGGAUAAAGCGCACUGGAUUGAGCACGGAUGAGUCCAAAUCAAACCUGUUUGACUUCUUCCUUUCUUCCUCCUGAUGGAAGUUGACAACUGCUUCAAACCACACCUGGAUUCACGUCCCAAGGAUUAUGUUAAACCACUGAGUUUGGUCAUGGAUGAUCGUGGAUCGCAGUCCCAUCCGCGAAGCUCUGGUUUGAGGGUGUCAGCCAAAAAUAAAGCCCCGUCCCCGCCAGGACUGAAGAAGUUGAAUUCUUCAGGUUUCUCUCAGUGGCACCCAGGAAACCCUCAUUUAAGCAUGGACCAGAAGGAGAACCUGAUCGAUAAAGAGCUUUCUCUCACUGUGGUUCUGCCUGGAGGAGUGGAAAAGUCCACAGUGGUUCAUGGAAGUAUACCCCUAAUGGACCUAUUAGUGACACUUUGUGCCAAAUAUCACCUGAACCCAUCGAGCCACACUUUAGAAUUGGCCACAUCCAAGAGAAACAACAUCAAGCUCAAACCCAACGCUCUCAUUGGAACGUUGGAUGCUGAAAAGAUCAUACUGAAACCUAAAGGGGAGGAUACAAACAAAAAAACGGGCCCCCAGAUGCCUGAGGCUACUGUUCGGAUGGUGAUAAACUACAAACAGASCCAGAAAACGAUAUUACGAGUAAACCCUCGGGUUCCCCUACAUGAGCUCCUACCAUCAAUAUGUGAGAAAUGUGAAUUUGACAUUGAGACUACAGUUCUGUUGAGAGACGUCACAUCACUGGACCCAUUGGACUUGUCCAACUCCCUAAAUGAUUAUGCAGUACGAGAGGUUUAUGCAAAAGACACAAAAAGGCAAGCUGYGUCUCCCAUACGCCCGACCUCACCAAUGUGUUCAGGAGCAGUGACACCAAGCAAAGAUAAAAAUCAGAAGGAGAAGGAAAAUAAAGGCCUGUUUAGCAUGUUUCGAAAAAGCAAGAAAAAGGCAKCGCAGGCAACGACAGCCAGCGCCCCGGCCUCUCCUGUCCUCGUCAGCAGACCUCGGCCCCUCAGUGUGGCUUUACCUAUCUCAGAUUCCUCCCCUCUCGGCUCUUCCAUGUUCUCCGAUGUGCCGAAGAAGAGACGCGCGCCCCAACCCCCAGUCCACGUCUCUCAAGGCUUUCACUCAGACUUCAGCACCCGCCGGAGGCUCUACUCUGAGCCGAACCCCCUUCCUGAUGGCGAUCAGGUGGCAGGUCUAAGUCGUGGGUCCUCAGCAGAGUCUUCACUGAGGAGGACCAAACGCAGGGCUCCUCCACCUCCAAGUUCUCCAAGCCCCGUUCUACAAGAAACUGUUUCAGAAGAUCAACAAGAGACUGUGGCUGCUAACACGCUGCAAGAGAUCAUGGAGCAGGAGGAGACAAGCGGGUCUGCAACAUGUGCAGCUGCUUGCAUUACCCAGGAAGCGUUCAGUCGUCCCGCCGUGUCGUCUGAAGUCUCAUUCCCUUCGCCUUCCCUAGAUGUUAGGUGCAGCGGCACAGUGGAGGAGACUGGGGAAGAUCAGUUUCCUGAUCUGUCCUCAGAUGGCAAUCUGCUGGAAAGUAUUAUAAACGGUUCUGCAGAUCUAAGUGAAAAGAAAAUUGAAAUCACAGACACACAUGAACUGACAGUUACCGGUAGUGGACCACCUGAAGAUGGCUCACAGUCCAACUGCAAAGAGUCUGCAGCGGGAAGUGCUGAAGGUGAUCGCAGCGUUAGCAUCCAACCUCCACCCGAGAAGAAGAAUGCAGAAGUGCAGGCCUCCAGUCAAGCAAACACUGAAACCCUUCAAGAGCUGACCGAUGGCUCGGAGAACUCGGCGUCCACCGGCACGCCAUCCCCCACUGGAGGAGACGCUCAAGCGCAAACCGAUUUCACAAGACGCUCCGUGCCGCCUCCUCGGCAUCAAGAGGACAAAGUGCCUUCAUCAGCACAGCCACUUGCUGUACAAACUGUGGAGAAAAAAGACAUAGCCACUCUGACAGAGGAGCUUGAACCCUCUGACCUGAAACCUGCCUCAUUCCAAACUUCAUCAUGCCAAGACUCGACGCCAAGUGUGCCUGCUGCUUUGAAAGCAUCGCCUAUGCAUACCACAAACUCUGAGCCAAAACCUAAGCCUUCCAAUGAGCUGACAAGGGACUACAUCCCCAAAGUGGGGAUGACUACUUACACUAUUGUGCCUCAGAAAUCUCAUGAUAAACUGAGAUACUAUGAAGUUGCACUGACACUGGAGGCUGCUUCUAAAACUCCAGGAGAGAAGCUUGAUCUUGGUUCGCUUGAUUUAAAUGAGAGCACAGAACAGGAGGGACAGACUGAUGUUUCAAAAGAGAAAUGUGAGCUAGGUUUGAAUUUACCCAGGGAUGAAUUACUGACUAGCACAGUAACCACCACUACUACUACUAAUGCUGCUACUACUACUACUCAACACACUGUAAAUGGAAGUAUACCCGAACCUACUCAUUCCUCUUCACCAACAGCCUUACGAAGCCCAGACAAGAUCUUCUCCUCUGCUAAUCCAGUGUCUCCACCAGCUUCCCCAGCAGAGGUCAAGGAAAUGAAAAUUCCACCUGCAACAAAACCCAAGCCUGCUUCUCUCCGCUUGGCACAGCACAAAAAAACACCUGGAUAUUAUGUAACUUCAGCUGCUGAGAAAAGCCUCGGCGCCGGUCCUGGCUCUGGGCUCAAGGAGACUCGAGGGAGUGCCGAAGGCGCGGCGCUGCCAUCCCCUCCUCCUCCCCCUCCUUCUCCUACUUUUCCUCUGCCUCCACCUCCUGUAGAGUUUCACGAGGAGGCAGCACAGGCCACGGAUGUUCAGUCCAGCCCCCAGCAGGACGGCGAGAAUGUAUCCUCUGUGAGAAUGACGAGGCAAAGCAGCCUGCCGUCUAGAGAGCCAAGUGCGGGGCUAAGCUUGGAAAAAUUCAGGAGCUUUGCAGCUCCCAGACCAUUUGUUCCGCCGACUCCUUCCCGCUUCGCCCAGGCAGUGUCCUCCGCUGUGAAACGGAGCCAGGCUCUAUCCCACGGGCCAAACUUGUCUCCCACGUCUGUGUUUCCACCCGUUUCUCCAAUUACACGCCACUCAUCAGUCUUAGAAUCAGAAGGAUUGUCCGAAUUUGAGAGUGAAGAGGUUGUUGAGACCAGACCGUAGCUGGGCUGUAAAUCUGACAGCACAUCAGCCACAGAGGACCUCGUCUUUUUUACUUUGAAUUCAGAUUUUUAUUUUAUUUUAUUUUUUAACUCAAGGCACAAAAGAAGAAGCUGUCUUUUGUGAUGCCUCUUUUUUGGUCUUCGCCAGUGUACAUAAAAGGAAUUAUUUUUUAAAAUUAAUCAUUGGUUAAUUUUCUCACACCAUUGAGUAAUAUUCUUGCUGUUUUUAAGUUUCUUUUAUUUUGUGUGGUGCAUUUAAUGCAAAGGGUUGAAAGCGAGAAAUGAGAGCAAUACUAUAAAUUAUUUGAAUAAUUGUAACGUUAUUGGGUUUAUUAAAAAAUGUAUUAUUUGAAUGAAUAUUACUGGAUGAGUAGGACAGACCAGGUCUGACMUAUGGUAAAUAUUUCAUAGAUUAUAAUUCAGAUUUAUAUUUAAGUAUGGACGUUUUGAUUAAAACACGUAAAGAGAAGUACACAGAUGUGUACACUUGUUUUUGAGGAUGUGUGUCGCUAUAAUUAAAGCUUUUAUGUCACUUGGCCAA
Molecule: messenger RNA, 3796 nt
Organism: Austrofundulus limnaeus
Lineage: Eukaryota; Metazoa; Chordata; Actinopteri; Cyprinodontiformes; Rivulidae
Gene: cobll1b
Product: cordon-bleu WH2 repeat protein-like 1b
Exons: 14
Coding region: 206-3256 (1016 amino acids)
Molecular function (GO): actin monomer binding
Source: RefSeq, a predicted model, not a curated record